GUUUGGUUGAGAGGCGGGUGCCGGAUGGUGGAGGACCACUGAUGAGAGCAGAGCGGGGCAAUAAAUAACGAGAAGAAGGAGAAGGGACUCUUUUUUUUUUUUUUUAGUUCGCCUUCCACAUCCACGCAGAUACCGCUAAAUUCCACGGGAGGAAUUCCUUCACCUGCUGCGUGUGGUGCCCAAGUGAGGAGCGCUGCUUCUGGUGUAGCCACUUGCAAUGUCACAGAGAAGCGGGCAGGAGGACCCGGAGCGGUACCUCUUUGUAGACCGCGCCGUGGUCUACAACCCGGCCUCGCAGGCCGACUGGACCGCCAAGAGGCUGGUAUGGAUCCCGUCGGAGCGCCACGGGUUCGAAGCGGCCAGCGUACGCGAGGAGCGCGGCGAGGAGGUGCUCGUGGAGCUGGCGGAGAACGGGAAGAAAGCCUCGGUCAACAAGGACGACAUCCAAAAGAUGAACCCGCCCAAGUUCAGCAAGGUGGAGGACAUGGCCGAGCUCACCUGCCUCAACGAAGCCUCCGUACUGCACAACCUCAAGGACCGCUACUACUCGGGCCUCAUUUAUACAUACUCUGGCCUCUUCUGUGUAGUCAUAAAUCCCUACAAAAACCUCCCCAUCUACUCUGAGAACAUCGUGGAAAUGUACCGGGGCAAAAAGAGACACGAGAUGCCCCCUCACAUCUACGCCAUCUCAGAGUCUGCUUACAGAUGCAUGCUACAAGAUCGAGAGGACCAGUCCAUUCUUUGCACCGGUGAGUCUGGAGCUGGCAAGACAGAGAACACAAAGAAAGUCAUCCAGUACCUGGCGCAUGUUGCCUCCUCCCACAAAGGAAGAAAAGACCACAACAUUCCUCCAGAAUCUCCUAAGCCAGUGAAGCUGCAGAGUGGAGCCCUCUUUUAUGGUGAACUGGAACGUCAGCUUUUACAAGCUAACCCCAUCCUGGAGUCAUUUGGAAACGCAAAGACGGUGAAAAAUGACAACUCGUCCCGUUUUGGGAAAUUCAUCCGCAUCAACUUUGAUGUCACUGGAUAUAUUGUUGGGGCCAACAUUGAAACAUAUUUAUUGGAGAAAUCAAGAGCUAUACGGCAAGCCAAAGAUGAACGCACCUUCCACAUAUUUUACCAGCUGCUUGCCGGAGCUGGAGAACACCUCAGAUCUGACCUGCUUUUGGAGGGGUUUAACAACUACCGUUUCCUGUCCAAUGGCAACAUCCCAAUCCCAGGCCAGCAGGAUAAAGACAACUUCCACGAGACCAUGGAGGCCAUGCACAUCAUGAGCUUCUCCCACGAGGAGAUUCUGGCCAUGUUGAAAGUCGUGUCCUCGGUGCUUCAGUUUGGAAACAUUAUCUUUAAGAAGGAAAGGAACACCGACCAGGCCUCUAUGCCUGAUAACACAGCUGCUCAGAAGCUGUGUCACCUGUUGGGCAUGAGUGUCAUGGAGUUCACUCGAGCCAUCCUCUCCCCAAGGAUCAAAGUGGGAAGAGACUAUGUCCAGAAAGCACAAACCAAAGAGCAGGCUGACUUUGCUGUGGAGGCCCUGGGUAAAGCAACAUAUGAGCGUCUCUUCCGUUGGCUGGUCCACCGCAUUAACAAAGCUCUGGACAGGACCAAAAGACAGGGGGCGUCCUUCAUCGGUAUCCUGGACAUUGCUGGCUUUGAGAUCUUCCAGCUCAACUCUUUCGAGCAGCUGUGCAUCAACUAUACCAACGAGAAGCUGCAGCAGCUCUUCAAUCACACCAUGUUCAUCCUUGAGCAGGAGGAGUACCAGAGGGAGGGCAUUGAGUGGAGCUUCAUCGACUUUGGCCUCGACCUACAGCCCUGCAUCGACCUCAUCGAGAGGCCGGCAAACCCUCCAGGGUUGUUAGCUCUGCUAGAUGAGGAGUGCUGGUUCCCCAAGGCCACAGACAAGACCUUUGUGGACAAGCUGAUCCAGGAACAGGGAACACACACCAAGUUUCAGAAACCGCGCCAGCUCAAAGACAAAGCUGACUUUUGCAUCAUCCACUAUGCUGGAAGGGUGGACUACAAGGCAGAUGAGUGGUUGAUGAAGAACAUGGACCCCCUCAAUGACAAUGUGGCCACCCUUCUGCAUCAGUCCACUGACAAAUUUGUGGCGGAGCUGUGGAAAGACGUGGAUCGCAUAGUGGGCCUGGACCAGGUGGCGGGCAUGAACGAGACGGCCUUUGGCGCCACCUACAAAACGAAGAAGGGCAUGUUUCGGACCGUGGGUCAGCUCUACAAGGAGUCACUCACCAAGCUCAUGGCCACGCUGAGGAACACCAACCCCAACUUCGUCCGCUGUAUCAUCCCUAACCACGAAAAACGAGCAGGUAAACUGGAGCCUCACUUGGUUCUGGACCAGUUGAGGUGUAAUGGUGUUCUUGAGGGGAUCCGUAUCUGCAGACAGGGCUUCCCUAACCGCAUCGUCUUCCAAGAGUUCAGACAGAGAUACGAGAUCCUGACUCCCAACGCUAUCCCCAAGGGCUUCAUGGAUGGGAAACAAGCUUGUGAGAGAAUGAUUCAAGCCCUUGAGCUGGACCCCAACCUGUUUCGCAUCGGCCAGAGUAAGAUCUUCUUCAGAACCGGCGUUCUGGCUCACUUGGAGGAGGAGCGUGAUCUGAAGAUCACAGACAUCAUCAUUUACUUCCAGUCUGUGUGCCGUGGCUACUUGGCACGCAAGGCCUUUGCUAAGAAGCAGCAGCAGCUGAGUGCGCUGAAGGUUCUCCAGAGGAAUUGCGCUGCUUAUCUGAAGCUGCGACAUUGGCAAUGGUGGAGGCUUUUUACAAAGGUGAAGCCUCUUCUGCAGGUAACGAGACAGGAGGAGGAGAUGCAGGCCAAAGAUGAGGAGCUAGUCAAGGUGAAGGAGAGACAGCUGAUGGUGGAGAAUGAGCUUGUGGAGAUGGAAAGGAAACACCAACAGCUGAUUGAGGAGAAGACCAUUCUAGCGGAGCAGCUCCAGGCAGAAACUGAGCUGUUUGCAGAGGCUGAAGAGAUGAGAGCUCGUUUGGCCUCCAGGAAGCAAGAACUGGAAGAGAUCCUCCACGACCUGGAGUCUCGGGUGGAGGAGGAGGAGGAAAGGAGCCAGAGUCUUCAGAACGAGAAGAAGAAGAUGCAGUCGCACAUUCAGGACCUGGAGGAGCAACUCGAUGAGGAGGAAGCCGCACGACAGAAGCUCCAGCUGGACAAAGUGACGGCCGAGGCAAAGAUCAAGAAAUUAGAAGAAGACAUCGUCUUGCUCGAGGACCAAAACACCAAGUUUCACAAGGAGAAAAAGCUGCUGGAGGACCGGAUCAACGAAGCGACCACCAUGCUGACAGAAGAGGAGGAGAAAGCAAAGAACCUUGGCAAGCUCAAGAACAAGCAGGAGAUGAUGAUGGUGGAUCUGGAGGAGCGUCUGAAGAAGGAAGAGAAAACUCGCCAGGAGCUGGAGAAAGCCAAGCGCAAGCUGGACGCUGAGACGACAGAUCUGCAGGACCAGAUUGCCGAGCUCCAAACACAGAUUGAGGAAUUGAAAAUCCAAUUGGCCAAGAAAGAGGAGGAGUUCCAGGCGUCAUUGGCAAGGAGUGACGAGGAGACUGCCCAGAAGAACAAUGCCCUCAAGCAGAUCCGGGAGCUGCAGGCCCAACUGGCUGAACUCCAGGAGGAUUUGGACUCUGAGAAGAUGUGCCGAAGUAAAGCUGAAAAACUGAAGAGGGACCUCAGUGAGGAGCUCGAGGCUCUAAAGACGGAGCUGGAGGACACGCUAGACACCACCGCCGCCCAGCAGGAACUCAGGACCAAGCGAGAGCAAGAAGUGGCUGAGCUGAAGAAAGCCAUUGAUGAGGAGAGCAAAAACCAUGAAGCCCAGAUCCAAGAAAUGAGGCAGCGGCACGCCAUUGCACUGGAGGAACUGUCUGAACAACUGGAUCAGGCUAAAAGAUUUAAGUCCAAUUUGGAAAAGAACAAGCAGUGUCUGGAAAACGACAACAAAGAGUUGGUCUGCGAGGUGAAGAUUCUGCAGCAGACCAAGACGGAGUCCGAACACAAGAGGAAAAAACUGGAGUCCUUGAUGCAGGAGUUCACGGCCAGAACCGCUGAGAUGGAGCGUUCCAAGGGGGAGAUGGCUGACCGUUCCCACAAACUCCAGAUAGAGCUGGAUAACGUCUCAGCCUUGCUGGAGGAGGCGGAGAAGAAGGGCAUCAAACUGACAAAGGACGCUGACAACCUGGGAAGCCAGCUGCAGGACGCACAUGAGCUACUUCAGGAGGAGACUCGCCAGAAGCUCAACCUGGGGAGCAGAGUGCGCCAGCUGGAGGAGGAGAAGAACACCUUGCUGGAGCAGCAGGAGGAGGAGGAGGAGGCUCGACGCAACUUGGAGAAACAGCUGCAGAUGACACAGGCUCAGCUGAGCGACACCAAGAAGAAGCUGGAGGAGGAUGUGGGAGCCAUGGAGGGUCUGGAAGAAGUGAAGCGAAAACUCCAGAAAGACGUGGAGCUCACGAGCCAGCGUCUGGAAGAGAAGGCCAUGGCCAUGGACAAGAUGGAGAAGACCAAAAACCGACUGCAGCAGGAGCUGGAUGACCUGAUGGUGGACCUGGACCACCAGAGGCAGAUAGUCUCCAACCUGGAGAAGAAACAGAAGAAGUUUGACCAGAUGCUGGCCGAGGAGAAGACCGUGUCGGCUCGGUACGCCGAGGAGCGCGACCGUGCGGAGGCCGAGGCCCGGGAGAAGGAGACCAAGGCCUUGUCCAUGGCCAGAGCUCUGGAGGAGGCUCUGGAGGCCAAGGAGGAGCUGGAGAGGUUCAACAAGCAGCUCCGUGCAGAGAUGGAGGACCUGAUGAGCUCAAAGGAUGACGUGGGAAAGAAUGUGCACGAGCUGGAGAAGUCCAAGCGUGCGCUGGAGCAACAAGUGGAGGAGAUGCGAACUCAGCUGGAGGAGCUGGAGGACGAGCUGCAGGCCACCGAGGACGCCAAAUUGCGCUUAGAGGUCAACAUGCAGGCCAUGAAAGCCCAGUUCGACAGAGACUUGCAGUCGAGGGACGAGCUGGGCGACGAGAAGAAGCGGGCGCUGGUCAAACAGGUCCGUGAAAUGGAGGCCGAGUUGGAGGACGAGAGGAAGCAGAGGACGCUAGCCGUGGCCUCCAAGAAGAAGCUGGAGAUGGAUCUGAACGAGCUGGAAGGGCAAAUAGAUGCGGCCAACAAAGGCAGGGAUGAGGCCUUGAAGCAACUCAAGAAACUACAGACUCAAAUGAAGGACUAUCAGCGGGAGCUGGAGGAGGCGCGGUCCUCCAGGGACGAGAUCUUCGCACAGUCCAAAGAAAACGAGAAGAAACUCAAGAGUCUCGAAGCUGAAAUCUUGCAACUACAAGAGGACCACGCGGCGUCCGAGAGAGCCCGCCGGCACGCCGAACAGGAGCGAGACGAACUGGCAGACGAAAUCUCCAACAGCACUUCCGGGAAGUCUUUGCUGGUUGAGGAGAAAAGGAGGCUUGAGGCCCAAAUCGCCCAACUAGAGGAGGAGCUGGAGGAGGAGCAGGGCAACACGGAGCUGCUUAACGACCGCUUCAGGAAGAGCACAGUGCAGGUGGAGAGUCUCAACGCGGAGCUGGCGGCCGAGCGCGGCGCCUUCCAAAAGAGCGACAACGCUCGGCAACAGAUGGAGCGUCAGAACAAGGAGCUGAAGGCCAAGCUGGCGGAACUGGAAGGCUCGGUCAAGUCCAAGUUCAAAGCGUCCAUCACGGCGCUGGAGGCUAAAAUCCUGCAGCUGGAGGAGCAGCUGGAGCAGGAAGCAAAAGAGAGAGCGGCGGCCAAUAAGAUCGUCCGACGCACAGAGAAGAAGCUGAAGGAGGUGAUGAUGCAGGUGGAGGAUGAGCGGCGUCACGCCGACCAGUACAAGGAACAGGUCGACAAGGGCAACUCGCGUAUGAAGCAACUGAAGCGUCAACUGGAGGAGGCCGAGGAGGAGGCCACCAAGGCCAACGCGUCGCGCAGGAAGCUGCAGAGGGAGCUGGACGACGCCAGCGAAGCCAGCGAGGGCCUCAGCCGCGAGAUCAGCAGCCUCAAGAGCAGACUCAGGCGAGGCGGCCCCGUCAGCUUCUCGUCCUCCGGCCGCUCGGGCCACCACAACCUGAACGUGGACGGCGCCUCCGCGGACCGCUCCGACGACGACGCCGACAGCCGCGCCGGCGACUUCAACGACGUGGCCAACGCGGAGUGAACGGGCGAGAGCGCGCUCGCCCCGACCCGGACUCGACGCGACCGCCGUUACCACACUAGCGAGCGGUACCUUGACUUGCACGUUAUCAGCAGCGCAAGGUAAUAAAAGAUCAUUCAGACAUUUUUUUUUUUUUUUUUUUUCACCUUGAGUUGUGAGCAAUUAUUCAUGGGGGGGGGGGCCGAGUCCUGUCGCGAAGUGCAAAAAUCCACACGUCAUUUACUCCCCCCAUUUGUAAUUGCGUAAAGAUGCCACAAGAUGGCAGCCAAGCACUUCAAACAGGGCGAAUCGUAAAGGCUGAACACCGUCGUGAAGUCACGUGACAUACGUGGCUGCAAUCGGGCGUUAAAUUGUCAUGCCGUUAUCCAAGCCGCGUAUCCUCACAAGGGUUGCGGGAAAGCCGGAGCAUUUCCCAGCUGGCUUCGGGCUAAAGGCGGACUACACCCUGAACCGGUCGCCAGUCAGUCAGUCGCAGGGCAGACGUCGACGCCGUCGCUGAGCGGGAAUCGAUCCCACGCCGCCCGCACCAAAAGCAGGCGCGUGUAGCACUACGCCGUCAGUGUUAAAUUGUUCAAAACACGCUAGCACAAAGUGACGCGACGUCACGCAAACAAAAAUGCGCACAAGCAAGGCAGGAAACUCAUCUUUGGGCAUUUACACGCCAAAAUAAAAGACAGUCGUAACGUAAACGUAGUUAUCCAUAAUUUUCCAAUGACGUCACCACAGUCCCAGCAUUCCUUUGUCCGCCAUCUUGUGCGUCACCAAUUGGAGACGUAAACCCGACGACAAGAACGGAAGUCCACGACGUGGCGACGAAGUCGUAGCAACAGAUGAGUGGAGGGGGAGGAAAAAAAAUGGCAGUGUGGAGAUGCUGAAAUAUGAAUAUGAAGGAGUUGAGCGGACAGUACUCCAAACGUGUGAAAAAUAUUUUUGGGAAAUCAGGAAAAAAGAAACAAUAUUAAACAAGACUCCACGAUACCGUGCAAGUAGUUUUGUGCUUGUAGUUUCCAUUUUUCUGUGCAAGUAUUUUGCCAAAUUUCUUGACAUUCUAUGAUAUUACUAUAUAGCUUUUUUUUUAUUAAGAAAACAGAUGGGAGGGGGGGGGUUCAUUUAAUUUAAUUUUACGUUCACUCUAAUUUCUUCCAAAAACAGGCCACAUUAAUUGGGCACUCUAAAUUGCCCAUAGGUGUGAUUGUGAGUGCGGCUGUUUGUCUCUGUGUGCCCUGCGAUUGGCCGGCGACCAGUUCAGGGUGUAGCCAGCCUCCUGCCCCGAUGACAGCUGGGAUGGGCUCCGGCGCUCCCCGCGACCCUCGUGAGGAUAAGCGGCAAAGAAAAUGUAAUGUGACUUUGAGUAAAAAGAAAAGAAGUGUUCCCAAACUUUUGUCAUUGGCAUCGUUCAAAUUGUACGUGUCAAAAGUACUAGUGGCAUCCGUACUCUGUAACGGUGAGUACUUGAGUGAAUACUUGUACUAGUAUCAUUCUGGGUGGGUGGGGGGGGGGGGGGGUGUUUGAACAUCUCAACCUGAUGAUCCUACUUUCGCUCCAUGUACUAGUAGUUUGUCCUCACUAGUAAGACUAGGGUGUCUCAAUAGUACUGUUAUUUUCCACACUAGUAGGACAACGUUGGUGUACUAGUAGGACAACCACUUAACUAGUGAGAAAUAAGGCACGAGUUGUUGACUGCAUGCCACUUGUGAUGUUAAAUUUACCUUUGCACAAUUUAAGGUUCAUGUACUAGUACUUUCUGUCCCAUCUCGACGUACUACCAGAAAGACAAGCGCACCGGUUCGUCUUACUAGUAGCCGUUCAGCUACUGUUUGACAUUCCUCCACACUAAUUGGACAAGUGCUGUACGCGUUAUUAAUAAGGCAAAACUAUUGAUCUCUUCGCAUUACUAGUGUUGCCUCACCGGUGUAAUGUACAAGUUGGCCUACCAGUAUGUCAAAGGUUCUAGCGCGUACUAGUGUACAGACAGGAUCUGGACCGAACCGACGUCGCAUCUCAAGCCCUUUGUGUACAAUAAAACAAAAAGCUUCAAGGUUGAGUUUCUUUAAAAGUGCCUUAGACACUAAAUAAAAGAACAUUGAACGGUCCCAAAGCUGAGCGGACGCCAGCGACCCCGACGCCCGUUUUGUCGCUUCAUAUCCGAGCGCUCCGCUUCGUUGUCGGCAGUUUUAUCAUCGCGACCGCUCGUUUACUGUACAGGAUGUUUUUCAUUUGGUU
This is a messenger RNA of Syngnathoides biaculeatus (alligator pipefish), 8413 nucleotides long. Its product is annotated as myosin-10-like. Gene Ontology annotation, cellular component: myosin complex. NCBI's taxonomy places the organism in Eukaryota, Metazoa, Chordata, Actinopteri, Syngnathiformes, Syngnathidae. Bases 218 to 6193 code for a protein of 1991 amino acids. The transcript is spliced from 44 exons. The record is from RefSeq and is a predicted model, not a curated record. Gene Ontology annotation, molecular function: cytoskeletal motor activity; actin filament binding; ATP binding.